AUGCCCAAACAUAGACAUUUUCAACCAAAGAAAGUAACCGAAGAAUUAGAUUGGGUAUUUUACUUACAUAAAUCACAUUUCUGUCUCAUUAGAAGAAAUAACAAAACCUUAGGUAUUACAGAAAUAGAAGAUAAUUACGACGAAAACGUAUGGAGAACUUGUAGAGAUGAUAAAACGGUAACGCAAGUUUCACCUCUAAAACUAAACGUUUUUCCAACCAUUCACGAUGAUUGUUUAUACGCAUGGGAUUGCGAAACCUACAACGAAAAUAAAGCCAUACCUUAUUCUUGCACGUUAAUUAAUUUAGAAAAACUCAGAAAAAUGUUAAACAGAAUAAAUAAUCUCUUUCCAGAUUUAAAGCCGACAGAUCCCAUUCCAGAAGAAUUUUACAACAAACUCAUGACUAAUAUAGUAGAAAUAUUUGUAGGUACAGAUUGCAUCGAUCAAAUGUUACAACGUUUAGGAAAAAUAGACCAGAAGAGAAUAACAUUAAUUGCUCAUAACGCUAGCGGUUUUGAUAACUGGAUCAUGAUCAAAAAACAUUUACAGAAAAAAUGGAAAAGACAGAAAGAAAUAAAGGGUAACUCUAAUUAUUUGCAAAAUAUUAAUUUCAUAUGUUCCUAUCAACACGAAUCAUCUAGUUUGGCAGCAUGGGGAAAUUCAUCUAAUCUACCAAUGAAUUUGAGAAAGAUCGAAGAUGUUAAUUUUGCAAAAUACACUAAAGAUAAUUGGGAAUCUUUAAGACACGAAUGGGAACCUUACGCUCAAAGAGAUACGUUAUGUCUCGGAGCUUGUUUGAUAAAAUACAAUCAAGCAAUGAAAAAAACUGUCUUCCAAAACGUUUCCAAUAAUCUAACGGCUCUUUCUUUAUCUUUAAAGGGUUGGUAUUAUUUAUAUCAUUACAAUAAAGAAAUGGUUGAAGAAGAAUGGUAUGAAACUACUAGAAUGGUUCCGAAACACAACGAAAAAGAAAACGUAGAAAAAGUUUACUCACAUACUCAUCCUUUUAUAAGAUAUUUUAUCAGACAAAGUAUUAAAGGAGGAAGAGUUUCGGCAAAUCGAAAAUCAUUUGAAACGGAUAAAAUGAAUGAGAUCUGCGCUAUAUUAAAAGAAUACAAUGAAAGUGACACUUAA
Lottia gigantea (owl limpet) is the source of this 1134-nucleotide messenger RNA. RefSeq lists its product as hypothetical. The transcript is spliced from 2 exons. The record is from RefSeq and is a predicted model, not a curated record. Bases 1 to 1134 code for a protein of 377 amino acids. NCBI's taxonomy places the organism in Eukaryota, Metazoa, Mollusca, Gastropoda, Lottiidae.